CAGCCCUGGAUCACCCCAGCCGAAGCGUGUCCCCGGCGGGACCGGGCGCCCUGAUGCACAAGAGGAUGGGCGAGGCGGUGGCCCGCGUAGCCAGGAAGGUGAACCACACGGUGGAGAACAAAACGGAUUCCCUCGAUCUGGCCAACUGCAAGCUGAUGACCUUCCCUGUCGGCAUCUACAAAGCCAUGAGGAGCGUCACCGAGGGGAUCCACUGCAUCUCCCUGGCAAACAAUGAGCUGAAGUCCCUCACUGGCCGAUUCAUCACCACCUUCAGCCAGCUGAGAGAGCUCAACCUGGCAGGCAACUACCUGCACCGCCUGCCUGAGGAGGUCACCUCCCUGCUGCACCUCCGCGCCAUCAACCUCUCCAGAAACAGGUUUCGGCGUUUCCCCGAGCCCCUGGCCGCUGUUGCUGCCCUGGAGACCAUCGACCUGGAAGAGAACGAGAUCACAGAGGUGCCGGUGGAGAAGCUGGCCUCCAUGGCAUCGCUGCAGAGUCUCAACCUGAGGGCAAACCCCGUCGGCCCCGAGGCGCGGCUGCUGGUCCGGCCCCUCGUCCCCUUCGACCUGCUGCUGUCACCGGAGGAGCCCAUCCCCGAAGCCUGAGAGGGUCUUGGGGUGCCCGGGCGAGCUCUCCUGAGGGGCGACUGCCUGCGAGAGUGGUUUGGCUUAGGUCAGUCCCUGCUAUGCCUCUGUUUUUGUCCCAAAACCAGUGAGGCAGCCAGUCCCUUUUUUUUUUUUUUUUUUUUCCUUAAUAAAAAAGCAAGCAGCGGGGCUCUUCUGCGAAGGGAUGGCUCUGCCAGCUCCUGAGCUGGAGAAUCUCCCACUUAGUGUUUUGCCAAGCGCUUGGGGAGGAAGCGAAGCCAGGAUGCACUUGGUGCAAGGUUUGGGUAAAACUGGAGGAGUUGGAUGUUUGGCUGCAUCCAUCCUGCCUGGCCAGUGAUGGGGAGCAUCUGCUGCGCUGAUCCGGGGCUGGGAUGGUGGAGACAUCCCUGCAGCUGUAAGAGUUCCCCCUUGAAUUGCUGAUAGGGCACUGUGCCACAUGCCUGAUUAAAUG
This is a messenger RNA of Athene cunicularia (burrowing owl), 1056 nucleotides long. RefSeq names its product leucine rich repeat containing 20 (gene LRRC20). The transcript is spliced from 4 exons. The record is from RefSeq and is a predicted model, not a curated record. Gene Ontology annotation, molecular function: protein binding. NCBI's taxonomy places the organism in Eukaryota, Metazoa, Chordata, Aves, Strigiformes, Strigidae. The coding region runs from base 54 to 605 and encodes 183 amino acids.